GUGAGCGGCGCGCGGCAGCCCCAGCAGCGCGCGGGUCUGGGCGGAGCGCGAGGGACAGCCGGGCAGGCAGCGCCUCCGCCUCGCCUCGCGUGGCCGCCUCGGAGGUCUUCGGGGAAAGCGCCUCUCCCGCGGCGGCAGCGGCAAAAGAGGAGCUCGCGCGGGCGUCCCGAUCCCCGCGGAGCUGCUGCGACUUCCCCCGUUUAUUUUAUUUUUUAAAAAUUGUUGCAAUCUCUAAAGACUGUUUGGAGAGCCCCCCCCCCCCCACUCCUCGUAAUAAUUGCAGGAAUAUUUCUUUUUGACCAACUCGAGAGAACAUGGCUCGACCGCUUCCUCUGAACCCAACUUUCCUACCUCCGACCUACGGCGUGCUGAAGUCUCUGCUGGAAAACCCCCUGAAGCUGCCGCUGCAUCAUGAAGACGCAUUUUGUAAAGAAAAAGGCAAAGAGAAAAAGCUGGACGAUGACGGCAGCGGGGGCACUGUCCCACAGUCGGCUUUCUUGGGUCCCACGUUAUGGGACAAAACACUUCCGUACGAUGGUGACACUUUCCAGUUGGAAUACAUGGACCUGGAGGAGUUCCUCUCCGAGAACGGCAUCCCCCCCAGCCCCGCUCAGCAGGACCACGGCCCCCACCAGCCAGCCCUCCAGCCAGCUACCUCCGCUGCACCUUCUGUCGUGGACCUCAGCAGCAGAGCAUCCACGUCAGUCCACUCCACCCUGGUCUCUCAAAACUGCAUGCAGAGUCCAGUCAGGCCAGGUGCGAUCUUGUCCACAACUCGUAACACACCAAGUCCCAUCGAUCCCGAGACUAUUCAGGUUCCUGUGGGGUACGAACCAGACCCUGCUGAUCUUGCCCUUUCGAGUAUUCCUGGUCAAGAGAUAUUUGAUCCUCGUAAACGCAAGUUCUCUGAGGAAGAGCUGAAGCCGCAGCCCAUGAUUAAGAAAGCCCGCAAAGUUUUCAUUCCAGAGGAUCUGAAGCAGGAUGACAAAUACUGGGCAAGACGUCGAAAGAACAACAUGGCUGCCAAGCGUUCAAGAGAUGCCCGGCGGCUGAAGGAGAACCAGAUUGCCAUCCGCGCCUCUUUCUUGGAGAAGGAGAACUCGGCUCUGCGCCAGGAGGUGGCGGAUUUACGGAAAGAGCUGGGCAAAUGCAAGAACGUUCUUGCCAAGUACGAAGCCCGGCAUGGCCCUCUGUAAAUGGCACGGUCCCUUUCUGUCCCCUCCUCUUUUUUUGUGGGUUGGCAUUUAAAUAUAUGGACAGUGUUUUUCCUGUUUGAUAGCACCACACCCAACACCAACCUUUCAGUUGUCAGCACUUUACCGGAAAAACAGAAACAAAACCAAUGUACAACUUUGUAUGCGUGUAUCUGUGCGUGCGUGCGUGCGUGCGUGUGUAUCUUGGCAUGUCCCCUUUUUUAAAAAAAACCUCUACGCAGGGAGAUGUUUUUACUUGGACUGCUGAGACCUGCCAUAUGUAAGCUUUUUAUUAUAU
Molecule: messenger RNA, 1491 nt
Organism: Eublepharis macularius
Lineage: Eukaryota; Metazoa; Chordata; Lepidosauria; Squamata; Eublepharidae
Gene: HLF
Product: HLF transcription factor, PAR bZIP family member
Exons: 4
Coding region: 315-1196 (293 amino acids)
Biological process (GO): regulation of transcription by RNA polymerase II
Cellular component (GO): nucleus
Molecular function (GO): RNA polymerase II cis-regulatory region sequence-specific DNA binding; DNA-binding transcription factor activity, RNA polymerase II-specific
Source: RefSeq, a predicted model, not a curated record